CAAGGCCAUGUCCACACGCCACAGAGAGAAGGAGGCCUUAGAUGAGGUCCACCACAACCAGAUCUUGCGGGAAUUGUACCUCAAAGAGCUGCGAGCCCAGAAACUGUACACGCAGUAUCAUGUGAACCCCCUGCGCAAGGUUCAUACAAUUACCAGGAAACCCAUGUCUUGGCAUGAUAAUCUGGAGGAGGCUGAAGAUGUCAGGUUUCUCAGUCUCAUCCACCAUGCCACCCAGGGACCCAGGAAGAAAUACGAGGAGACCCAGACGGAAAGCCAAGAAAUCGGAUGGGACUCAGAGCCCUUGAUUGACCCAGACCGCAGUGACCGCAGGGUGAACCACUUCCGGGUCUACAAUGACAUCACACUGUACAAGGCGAAAAUAUGGAGCCUGGGAGAAGACGAUCGCCACAAGUAGCAUCCCAAGGGCUG
Messenger RNA from Condylura cristata (star-nosed mole), 429 nucleotides. RefSeq names its product family with sequence similarity 183, member A (gene CFAP144). Lineage: Eukaryota; Metazoa; Chordata; Mammalia; Eulipotyphla; Talpidae. The coding region runs from base 8 to 415 and encodes 135 amino acids. The record is from RefSeq and is a predicted model, not a curated record. Gene Ontology annotation, cellular component: ciliary base. The transcript is spliced from 4 exons.